UUCCGACCGGCUGCCAAGAUGAGCGCAGUGUCACAGCCCCAGGCUGCUCACAGCCCCCUGGAGAAGCCACCCAGCUCUGCGAUCCUGUGCAACACGUGUGGCAAUGUGUGCAAGGGGGAGGUGCUGCGCGUGCAGAGCAAGUACUUCCACAUCAAGUGCUUCGUCUGCAAGGCUUGCGGCUGCGACCUGGCCGAGGGCGGCUUCUUCGUGCGGCAGGGCGAGUACAUCUGCACGCAGGACUACCAGAGGCUCUACGGCACCCGCUGCUUCAGCUGUGACCAGUUCAUUGAGGGCGAGGUGGUGUCCGCACUAGGCAAGACCUACCACCCCGACUGCUUUGUGUGUGCAGUCUGUCGGCUGCCUUUUCCACCUGGGGACCGAGUGACCUUCAACGGGAAGGAGUGCAUUUGCCAGAAGUGCUCUCUGCCCACAUCGGUGGGUAACAGUGCGCACCUGUCCCAGGGCCUCCGGAGUUGCGGUGGCUGUGGCACAGAGAUCAAAAAUGGUCAGGCCCUGGUGGCUUUGGACAAGCACUGGCAUUUGGGUUGUUUCAAGUGCAAAAGCUGUGGGAAGCUCCUAAAUGCCGAGUAUAUCAGCAAGGAUGGGCUGCCCUACUGCGAAGCUGACUAUCACACCAAGUUUGGCAUCCGCUGCGAUGGCUGUGAGAAGUACAUCACGGGGCGGGUGCUGGAGGCAGGGGAGAAACACUAUCACCCUUCCUGUGCACUAUGUGUCAGGUGUGGCCAGAUGUUCGCAGAAGGAGAAGAAAUGUAUCUUCAAGGUUCCUCCAUCUGGCAUCCAGCCUGCCGAGAAGCCGCCAGAACUGAAGACAAAAACAAGGAAACCAGAACUUCCUCAGAGAGCAUCAUUUCUGUACCUGCUUCCAGCACCUCAGGGUCUCCAAGCCGCGUGAUUUAUGCAAAGCUUGGCAGUGAGAUCCUUGACUACAGGGACUUGGCUGCCCUUCCUAAAAACAAGGCCAUCUAUGACAUUGACCGCCCCGACAUGAUCUCCUAUUCACCCUACAUCAGCCACUCCGUGGGGGACAGGCAGAGCUGCGGUGAGGGGGACCAGGAUGACCGCUCCUACAAGCAGUGCCGGACCUCCAGCCCCAGCUCCACUGGCUCGGUCAGCCUUGGGCGCUACACCCCGACUUCGCGCUCACCUCAGCACUACAGCCGCCCAGCUGGUACUGUGAGUGUUGGUACCAGUAGCUGCCUCUCCCUGUCCCAACACCCAAGCCCUACAUCCGUGUUCAGACAUCAUUACAUCCCCUACUUCCGAGGCAGUGAAAGUGGCCGGAGCACCCCCAGCCUCUCUGUGCUGUCAGACAGCAAGCCUCCUUCCUCCACCUACCAGCAGGCGCCUCGCCACUUCCAUGUCCCAGACACUGGCGUAAAAGAUAACAUCUAUAGGAAACCCCCUAUCUACAAACAGCAUGCCACGAGGCGAUUAGAUGGGGAGGACGGAAGUUUCGACCAGGAUAACAGGAAGCAGAAGACCAGCUGGCUGAUUCUCAAGGGGGAUGCGGACACGAGGACCAACUCUCCAGACCUGGACAGCCAGUCUUUAUCUCACAGCAGCGGGACUGACAGAGACCUCCUCCAAAGAGGGCCAGGGGACAGCUUUCACUCACGACCCCCCUAUUCCAAAUCUGACUCUCUCCCAGGACACGGAAAGAAUGGCUUGGACCACUGGAAUGCCAACCUGGCCCCGUGUGGAGCAGACCCGGAUGCCAGCUGGGGCAUGCGAGAAUACAAGAUCUACCCUUAUGAUUCCCUCAUCGUAACAAACCGACUCCGUGUGAAGCUGCCCAAAGAUGUGGACCGGACAAGACUGGAGAGACACCUAUCGCCAGAGGAAUUCCAGGAAGUGUUUGGGAUGAGCAUGGAAGAGUUUGACCGCCUGGCCCUCUGGAAAAGGAACGACCUCAAGAAGAAGGCGCUGCUGUUUUGACAGUCGCCCGCCUGCCUCGCCGCACAUGUAGAGAGCAGAGACAGAGACCCCCGGCAUAACCACGCAAACUCCCCCACUGCACCUUGCUCAGGCUUCUCCGUGUCAAUGGGGCGGGCGGUGAGCACCUGAGGGGGCUGUGCCAGGGGCCUCGGGAUGGGAGGGGCCCCUGGCAGGUGCAGCUCAUUUCUGCCAGUGACUCUCAAGGCUGAGAUGGCAAGCUGCACACCACUCUCCCCACUGUGGCUUGGUGUCAGGGCAAUGCCUCAGAGUAGCUGUCACAAGGGAUCAGAUGGAACAUGCCAACAGCCCAGCUUCUUAGUGUCCUUGUGGUGCCCCAGCCUUGGUGCCAGGCAUGUGGAGUACAGGGGUGGCCAGGACGUGCACUGUGAUGAUGGGCACCAACACUACCUUGAGGGGGCACAUGGCUCCUCAGAGCAGGGCAGGCCAGCCUUGCAGGUGCCCUCACAGGCCCCGUAGGGAGAGGGGUGCUGCCACCUGGGCAGUGCCAAGCUCUGUGACAGGUCACUCUAGGGACAAACGUCAACCUGAUCGGGUACCUCCUGCCAUCAUACCCUCUGUGCACUGCAUUCUUCCAAACACCCCUAGAUGCCUACAUGAUAACUUUAAAGUAACAUAGAAGUUUUUAUUUUAUUAAAAAUCAUAGCCUAUUUAAAUGUGAGAUGGCAUAUAUGAAGAGUUUAAUUUCUCGGGCCCUCUGAAGGGGGCGCUUCCAGCCUUACUCUUCCUGCACCGCUCAGCUCUGUGUGGUCUCUGUUCCUGGUGUGGUCCUCAUAGAGAGGACUCUUUGUCUGUCUUCUUUCUUCUUGUCUUUUUUCCCCACAUGUCAUGCAGGUGUGACCUUAGAGACAGACCCCUCUAAAUACUGCUGUUUGUAAAUACGUGCGAUGUGUAGCCACCGCUGUUUCCCUUGCUGUUAUUUUUCCAAGUCUCGGAGAGAAAACAUCCUCCUCCGAUGGCCAAAGCCCUGGAAUAAAGGAUUUCCACGCACCCAACCCCAAUGCCCAAUGUAGCUUUGGUAUAGCAUCUUUGUGCUGUAACCAGUUUUGUUGUCACCUGACCACCUGAAACACAAACCUACACAUGCCACAGGGACCAUGCACUCACACAUGUCCCUGAAAUGGACACCACACACCCGUGAGGAGAGAAAGGCAGAAUCUGCCCUCUUCUUGUCUUCUAGGCCAGCGGGACAUCCUCAUGGCAGAAGCAGUGGGCUCCCCAGGGGAAAAGCACACAAGUCUGUGAGAUGUGUGGCCAGAGUCGUACCUGCCGCCACACGACGCAGAUGUGCUCACUGAGAGUGGGUGAGGCAGUCCUCAGUGGGUGUUGCUUCUCUGUGCUCCUAGAUGUCCCCAGGAGUGUGAGUCGGACUUACUCAGCUUCUCAGAGCCCAACUUACUCAGCCUCCUCAGCCCCUAACGCACCAAGUCCCUCUUGCACUCAGCUUCUCACCCUCCUGGCUUGGCCAGGAAGGGGGAAUUUUUAGCACCUAAUAUGCUUCCUGCCAUUUAGCAAUCGGAGCCUGAGCAACUGGAAACCCCCAUUUCCUCAUAGUGCAAUGUCAUGUCUGAUGUCAGGAAGCCUGGAAAAUA
Otolemur garnettii (small-eared galago) is the source of this 3566-nucleotide messenger RNA. RefSeq names its product actin binding LIM protein family member 2 (gene ABLIM2). NCBI's taxonomy places the organism in Eukaryota, Metazoa, Chordata, Mammalia, Primates, Galagidae. The transcript is spliced from 21 exons. Gene Ontology annotation, molecular function: actin filament binding. Gene Ontology annotation, biological process: lamellipodium assembly; cytoskeleton organization. The record is from RefSeq and is a predicted model, not a curated record. Gene Ontology annotation, cellular component: actin cytoskeleton. The coding region runs from base 19 to 1956 and encodes 645 amino acids.